AUUUAUUGUUUACACUCGCUAGAGUGCGCGUUGAAGUUAUAGAACGAUGGUCUGCUACUUCAGUCUCUGAAAUGGAAAUUUAAUGAUCAACGGGGUUUUCACAUUCUCAACAUAAAAUGAGAUUCAUGUUUUGAGAAUACUGGUUCAUGUUCAGAGGAUUCUAAGGAAAUUGGUUCUACAUGUAUUGCUCUGAGGGUACUUGAGCAGCCACAAUGCAAGGAUGUCCAAGGCAAAAGACAAGACCAUUCGCCCUCAGUACUACAACAUGACAUAUAGCAGUAGUUAUGGAGGGGAAAGCAAGCCACUACCCACAUGGAAAACCUACUUAUACACCUUACAACUCCAAGCACCAAAACCAAAGAAAAUUGUUUGUCAGCGUGAGAUCCCUGGAAAGCCUUCAUUUUAUGGAAAAGAAUUCCAUGGCAACAUAACACGAGAAGAAGCAGAUGUCCUGUUGUCCUCGGAGGGGGACGGGGGUUACCUGGUGAGGAAGAGUGAGAGAGCAGCAGAUGCCUAUACCCUAGCUAUAAGAUUUGACAACCAAACCAAAAACUAUAAGCUAUACUAUGAUGGACAGCAUUAUGUUGGGGAUAAACGGUUUGACACUGUCCAUGAUUUGGUGGCUGAUGGACUUAUCCACUUUUAUGUAGAACUCAAAGCUGCAGAUUACAUCGCCUCUUUGUCAAAUGAGUCAAAUUAUGCAGAAUCUCCAUACUUGGCAUAUACGGACAAACGUAAACGCCUUCAUCGCUCUAGGAGAUCUGCAAACAGUAAGCGGCUGGAAUUCGGGGAUCAGGCAGCUGAGGGAAUCAGUGGGAGUACCAAUGGUAGUGUACCCCAACAGUAUUUAGAUGAUGAGAUCGAUAGUGUAGAUGAUGUGGAGAAAUAUGAAAAAGCUCACAAUUUUAAAACCCAGAAUUUCAUUGGCUUACACUGGUGUGACUUCUGUGCCAACUUUAUGUGGGGUCUUAUUGCCCAGGGAGUAAAAUGCUUAGACUGUGGUUUUGAAGCCCACAAAAAGUGCUCAGAAAAAGUGCCAAAUGACUGCAUGCCUGAUAUCAAGUUUGUCAAGAACCUAUUUGGUGCUGAUCUGACAACUGUAGUGAAAGCCAGGAACACACCGGUGCCUGUGGUGGUGGAAAAAUGCAUUAAGGAGAUUGAACGCAGAGGUGUUGAAGCGGAGGGAUUAUACAGGAUAGCUGGUCUCCAUGAUGAGGUAGAGAGUAUCCGAAUGGCAUUUGACAAAGAUGGAGAGAAUACAGUGAUAAGUGAGGCAAAAUAUGACGAUAUAAACAGUAUUACUAGUGUUCUCAAGCUGUACUUCAGGCUUCUCCCUAUCCCCCUUAUCACAUUUGAAGCCUAUAAAAUCAUCAUAGACACCAUGAAACAAGAUGAGCCUCGCUCAAGGACCCAAAUAAUAAGGAUAAAGGAGGGACUGACUAAACUACCCCCAGCACAUUACCAAACCCUGAGAUUUUUAUUAGCUCAUCUGAACAGGGUAACUGAGAAGAAACCUGUGAACAUGAUGGGACCAGACAACCUGGCCAUUGUUUUUGCUCCAACACUGAUGCGAUGUCCUGAGCCUGAUCCAAUGAUGAGUCUAAUGAAUGCACAAUUUGAACAAAAAGCUCUAGAGACAAUGCUUGUAAAGUUCCGUGACCUGUUCUCAAGAAUGAGUACGACUCAGAAUUUUGAAGCAAGUGGCAAAAGACCUAGUUUUGAUGCUCUUCGAAUAUCCGAUCAACCUCAUUUUGAUAAAGUCUGAGUUUUCUCAUGAUGUAUGAGUGAAUUUUCUUGGUUUUAGCAGUCCUCUCAUUUAUAUAGAUUUUGCAGCUGUGUGUUGCUUAAUACCUCACAUGUUCAUAUAUUAAAAUGAGUACUUGAGGCUCUAAGUGUCAAAGUACAAUUUGCAUUUUGUAUUUAGCUGAAUUAAUGUAUAAUCUUUAAAAUUUUAUUUUAAAAUGUGGUUUGUUUUGUAGAUAUUGUGUAGUACUGUUGGUAUGACAGUUGCAAAAAAUACAUGCAUAUUUAUAAGUAUUGCAUACAUGCUCAUGGAACAUUCAUUUAAAUGUAUUUCAAAACCCACAUUCUGGUAAAUUUUGAAUUUGAGUUUGAUAGCAAGCUUAAAAACUUAGUGAUUUACUUCAAUUUUAGUGGGUUUUUUUUUCUUUUUUUGUUGUUGUUAGUCUGUGUUUUGACUUGCUGUCACACUAAUUGACCACCCUACAGGUUGUAGUGUACCAAUACAUUUACUUAUAGCCCAUAGUUUGUAAAAUUCAUGGCAUAAUACACAUAUUAAAAUUCAUUGAAUGACUGGGACAACUUCCCUUAAUAUUUAGAACUUAUAGCAGUAUAAUUAUAUAAGAUAUACAUUGUGUGACAUAUAUUAUGCUAUUCAUUUAAUCGAUUUCUUAAAGAUUCUGAAGCAUUUUCUUUUUGAAUUGCAGGUUUAAAAAUAAUAUUAAUGAUUAAUGAACUUGUGAAAGAAAUACAAACACAGAGAUUAAGGUCAGAAUUUGAGAUUUGUUUUUAAAUAUGGAUGCAAUUCUAAGCUAGAAUAUAGACUUUGAUACAGUGGAUCAUGGCCCAGUGGUCAUAAAGGUUUGACAGCAUUCUUAUUUCGUCUAAUUUAAUCCAGUGUUGAUGCCAGAUUUGUGUCCCUGGAUAAAGCACAUAUUUGCAGUAAUGCCACAGUCCACUUUAAAGCUAUGGUUGAAUGUGUAACAACAAAAUCAAUUUUUUCCACAGCCUUAGGCCUCCUUAAAAUUUUAUUGAAAUUCAUUCAUGACGUUCUAUGUUAAGGAUUUACAAGUACCACUAAAAUGUCCUCUGUAAAAAAAAUUUGUGAAAGAUGAAUCUAGGCUACAUUGUUAUUUGAGAGAAAUCCUGCUGCAUAUCAUAAAAUUUUGCCUCAUCACAUUGUUACUGUGUACCAAUUCACCUGUUUUUAUUUUAGCAUUUUUUUUUUUAAAUUGUUUUCCUGGAAGUGUACUUUUUACCAAUUCCUGUUGCACCAGGAGUGCUAUGUAAUGUAUACUGUUAGAAUUGUUUGGGGGGAAAAGUGCUGUUUAGUAUCAGUAGAUGUUCAUUACUUAUAUGUUAAUAGUCCCUAUGAAGAAAGCAAGUUAAAACCACUUCAUUUCAGUGUAUAGGGGAAUACUUAAUAUUGUUCUUUCACAUUUUGAGUUUUUAAUGUACUGUGUAAAUGUAAACCUUUGUAUAAUUUUUUAAUUUUUUUUUAACUAAACUCAAUAAAUGUGAAUCAAAUUUCA
Messenger RNA from Saccostrea echinata, 3272 nucleotides. Its product is annotated as N-chimaerin-like. Lineage: Eukaryota; Metazoa; Mollusca; Bivalvia; Ostreida; Ostreidae. The transcript has 14 exons. The coding region runs from base 221 to 1765 and encodes 514 amino acids. Gene Ontology annotation, molecular function: GTPase activator activity. Gene Ontology annotation, biological process: regulation of GTPase activity; signal transduction. The record is from RefSeq and is a predicted model, not a curated record.